CAGUGGAACGGCAUCGGAAGCUGAUGAGGUGGACUGAGGAACUGUGUCAAACCCAGGGCAACGAUGCGAUCGCGGAAUUGUUGGGGAGGAACCCGUAUCAACUGUAAAAAUGUCUGGGUCUGGAAGAAUGCCAGACUUGUCAUGCAGAUUUUACAUGACCAAUGAGGUCUGGCAUGUAGGACAGAGCAUGACAGAUUCUGUGAGAGUUCUAUCAUGCCUAUCCUGCAUGAGAAACUGCCUCUCGACUAGGUCAAAAGUGGACAGCUUUUGGUAAUCAUGCAACACAGAUUUUUACAUGAUUCAGAUUUAGCAUGACAAGUUGCAUUCUUCCAGACCCAGACAUUUUUACAGUUGAUAACCCGGUCAAACCGAGCUCGGAAGCGUGCGAGGAUGAAGGACUUCGAGCCGAGCUUGCCGAGAUCGACACUCGGCUGAGGGCGGAGCUUCCCAGUAUUGACCGUACGCUACGCACGGAGAUUGCCAAGAUUGACGCCGAGCUUGAGACCUAUCAAAUGCAAAAAUGUCUGGGUCUGGAAUUUUGCCAGGCUUAUCAUGCUUGUUUUGCAUGUGUGCCCAGGAUGUCUGCAAUGCAUGACUUAGCAUCUUCGCAGAUUUUCAUUUUUACAGGGCUGCCUGAUGCCCAAUCCGCAUGACAAAUGCCCUCCCCCCUUAGCUGCACAAACUAGGCUCUUCUUGCUGAUCAUCAUGCAAUACAGAUUUUUUUAGAGUCCAGAGUUAGCAUCACAAGCUCCAACGACCUUCCAGACCCAGACACUUUUACAUUUGAUAAGACCGAGCUUGCCACGAUUCAGGCAGAUCUUCAAACCGCGCAAGCCACAAUUCACGCCACAGCUGAAGCCGAGGAGGCCAGGAUUGCGAAUACGCUGCAAAAAAAGCUUGGUGAAAUUAACGCCGAACUAUUGUAGAUUUCCC
Amoebophrya sp. A120 is the source of this 933-nucleotide messenger RNA. Lineage: Eukaryota; Dinophyceae; Syndiniales; Amoebophryaceae. The record is from the annotation of a GenBank genome assembly.